Molecule: messenger RNA, 2857 nt
Organism: Sitophilus oryzae (rice weevil)
Lineage: Eukaryota; Metazoa; Arthropoda; Insecta; Coleoptera; Curculionidae
Product: catalase-like
Exons: 10
Coding region: 103-1626 (507 amino acids)
Biological process (GO): hydrogen peroxide catabolic process; response to hydrogen peroxide
Cellular component (GO): cytoplasm; mitochondrion; peroxisome
Molecular function (GO): heme binding; catalase activity
Source: RefSeq, a predicted model, not a curated record
CAUGCAAUUUCUAAGAAGUUGCAGUUAAAAAUAACAUUCUCGCUUGCACAAUCUUACUAUAUUUUAAUAUUAUAAGAAUAAUCGUAAAAAUAAGUUACCAAAAUGUGUACAAGAGAUGCAGCAGCUGAACAACUCACAAAUUGGCAAAAAGAUCACGAAGACACACAAUGUUGUUAUGCCAGAAAUAGUGCAGGCAUUGGUAUAGUGAAUCCAGAAACGAGCUUGACGAUAGGCAAAAAGGGAUUGAUACCCCUUAGAGAUUGGCAGCUGGUCGAACACUUAGGACACUUUCACAGGGAACGUAUUCCUGAAAGAAUAGUGCAUGCCAAAGGCGCUGGUGCAUUUGGGGAUUUUAUCUGCACAGAUUCUUUGGAAGAAUUCACCAGUUCUAAAGUGUUUGUAAAAGGCAAAAUAACAAAAAUAGCAGUGCGAUUUUCAACAGUUGCUGGUAAUAUGGGAUCUGCCGACACUGUAAGAGAUCCAAGAGGUUUUGCCCUAAAAUUCUACACGGACGAAGGAAUAUGGGACUUGGUAGGAAACAACACUCCCAUAUUCUUCAUGAGAGACCCGUUGUUGUUUCCCAUGUUUAUCCACAGCCAGAAAAGAAAUCCUGUGACGAAUCUCAGGGAUUGGGAUGCUUUCUGGGAUUAUCUAUCGCUAACACCCAUGAGUGUACACCAAGUUAUGUUUCUGUUUUCUGACAGAGGAAUCCCGAAUGGUCAUAGACACCAACAUGGUUAUGGAUCCCACACUUUUUCUCUUAUAAAUAAGGACAGAAAACUAACAUGGUGCAAAUUUAUAUACAAAACCAACCAAGGAAUUGAUAAUUUGGAUCCAAAUGACGCUGCGACAAUAGCGGGCACAGAUCCAGAUUAUUCCAUUAGAGACCUAUACAAUGCCAUCGCUGCACAGGAUUAUCCAAAAUGGACGUUCUACGUACAGUUGAUGACACCAGAACAAGCAAAAGCUUUAACCUUUGAUCCUUUUGACAUCACCAAGGUUUGGCCUCAUGCAGAUUUUCCUUUGAGAAAAGUGGGAGAAUUCGAACUGAAUCGCAACCCAACCAACUACUUCGCUGAAGUGGAACAAUUGGCGUUCAGUCCUAACAAUUUAACACCCGGUAUAGGAGAUUCGCCUGACAGAUUGCUGCAAGGUCGCAUGUUUUCCUACCAAGACGCCCAUAGGUACCGUCUGGGUACCAAUUUCCAACAGCUGAUGGUUAAUAGACCACCCAAUGGUGCUGCUAAUUUCCAAAGGGACGGGCUCAUGUGCAUCUUUAGCCAAAACGGCGCACCCAAUUACUAUCCUAACAGUUUUGGUGGACCCAACCCUGAUCCAGAAGCGGCACAAUGGACUCCACCGCCACAAGAAUUCUCAGGAAAAGAAGAUUACUAUCCGGAAUAUUACGAAGAGGAUAAUUAUUCCCAACCGGGGGUGUUCUGGGAGAAGGUUUUGGAUGAUGCUGCCAAACAAAGAUUGGUAAACAACUUGGCUGGGUCGAUAAGAUGCGCCACAGCGGAUAUUCAAAAAAGAGCUGUCAAGGUAUUCGCCAACGUUAGCAAAGACUUGGGUGAUAGAUUGUCGAAGGCUCUAUCAUUGAGCAACAGUGUCACAGUUCAUCUUUAAAACUAAUAAAUCAUAUUAAAUAUUUAAUACUUAUUAAAUAUUACAAAUUAUUUAUUUUUAAUUAAUCUAAUUUUAAUUUAUAAAUUACUAUCUAAUUUUAAUUUAUCAAUUUACAUUUAAAAAGCAUACAGGGUGGUCCGAAUUGUAUUCGUAAAACUUUGCCAGCAUAUUCUACCGAUAAAAAUAAGUAAAACAGUUCGUAUACAUUUUUGUCCUAAAAUGCUUCGUUUCGAAGAUACAGGGUGUAGAAGUUUCAUUCGAUUUUUUCCAAAUAAUUCUGAACUAAUGUAAAUAUUUAGAUGAAAAUUGGUGUCUGGGUGUUUUUUGACAUGAGAAAUUUAAUUUUAAACUCCUACAUAUUUUUUAACUAGUUUGAAGAGUCAUAAUAUUUCCGUCAUUUUCUACGUAAAAAUGAUAUCUUGUUAAAAAUCCCUCUAAAUAUUUGGAAUCGAAAUUAUUGAUUAUUUCGAUUGCUAUCAUUGACAAAAAUUCAUCAUGUUGACUAGAUUGGACUGAAUUCAAAAAUUUGAAAUGUUUUUGUACCAAAGACUCAACGGAAACUAUUUAAUUUUUUUCUAGAAAAAAUUAUGAUUAAUUUAAAAAAAAUAAAGUUCCCAGAUUUACCAAUUGAACUAUCUAGUCGACACGUUCAUUUUUAGAGAUUUUUAUCAAGAGGCCUUUUUACCUAAAAACUGCGAAAAUGUAUAUUUUUUACCUGUUUAGAUACAGAUAACGAGAUAUUACUCUUCAAACCAGUUAAAAAAUAUGUAGGUGGCGUCCCCUACACGCAGGAGUCAUAUUGACGUCGAAAUCAAAUUUCCCAUGUUAAAAAAGUCCCAAACACCAAUUUUCAUCCAAAUAUCGACCUUGGUUUAAAAAUUAUUUUGAAAAAAUUGAAAUAAAACUUCUACACCCUGUAUUUUCGAAAGGAAGCAUUUUAUAACAUACAUUUAUACAUUUUUUUUACUUAUUUUUAUCGGUAGAAUAUUCUGCCGAAGUUUCCCGAAUACAAUUCGGACCCACCCUGUAUAUUAAAAGUUAUUAAUUAUAUUUUGUAUUAGUCAUUAAGCAUAAACAAUAUACAAGUGUAUUACAUUAUGUACAUGUAUAAUAAGACUAUUAGAAGUGAAAUUAGUUAAGUGAAUAUUACUGUAAAACUAUUAAUAAGUAUUUAUUAUUGUAAAAAACAGUUGUGUGCUUAAAAUGUAAUAAUAAAAAACAUAUUAAUAUU